Vanessa atalanta (red admiral) is the source of this 2674-nucleotide messenger RNA. RefSeq names its product N-acetylneuraminate 9-O-acetyltransferase. The record is from RefSeq and is a predicted model, not a curated record. The coding region runs from base 164 to 2554 and encodes 796 amino acids. The transcript is spliced from 10 exons. Lineage: Eukaryota; Metazoa; Arthropoda; Insecta; Lepidoptera; Nymphalidae.
UUGCGAGAGCAAUGUUUGUGAUGAAAAUAAUAUAUUUAAAUUACAUUAAAUUGCGAAUAACUUAAAAGCGCAACAUAAUUACUUUUUUUAUUUUAAUAUAGCCCAUAAUGUUCUGUAGCACUUUCUAAAGUUUUGUUUUUAAGUGGUAAUUAUAACAAUUGUCAUGGGCUCCUAUUCAAAGAAAAGUUCAGCUGAAUGGUUUAUCGACCAGAUAAAUGUAGAGAAUGCAAAACUCUUGGCUUUUGUCCUUGUUCUUGGGUUCAUUGGAUACCAUGGAAUACUGCACUUACGAUAUGGUCCAGAUUCUUGCAAUUGGUUGUUGUCAUCUGGUCGUUAUAAAGGAGAUCACGAAUGGCAACCAUACGGCUGUAUGCUGCAUAAAUACUCAAAGACAGAUGCACGAAGAUGUUUGCGAUAUUUAGCAUUUUGGGGGAAAUACAACAGUUUUGCGUUUAUAGGAGACUCGAGAUUAGAACAAUUAUAUGAAUACUUUAUUGGCGUUCUUAAAACUCGAGUGGAUAUCGAUUCGUCCUACUCGACCAAAGACCACCACAUGCCGAACUACACAUACGUUGAUAACAAACUGAGGUUAUCCGUUACGUUUAUAUGGAGCGACGAUGUUUCUAGAACAAUGGUUGAGCAGUUUAGGACAUGGCAAUAUUCAGAUAGUCCUCCGUCAGUGAUAGUAGCCAGCACGGGGUUGCAGUUGAUAAAGAAUCGUAAUACAACAGAACAAGCGUUAGAAGAAUACAAGAGGAACCUCACGCAGCUAGUUCAACCGAUAGAUGCCCUCGCUGCUCGAAAGACUCAGGUCCUAUGGAAGUUAUCGGAGUCAGUCGACACGACGAAGAUAAAAAAUGACGUGAAGAUUACGAAUAGUGAUAUUGAUGCGUACAAUAGAGCAGCUGUCGAGAUCUUACAGCACAGUGCCACAAAACUUUGGAACUCUCCUCGCUUGGCAGCCGCUGCCGCUUCAUCAUCAGACGGCCUCUCAAUAAGCCCCACGGCGUUGCGGCACUCCGCGCAGAUCCUCUUGAACAUGUUCUGUAACGACCACAUGAACUUCAACGACGGCACGUGUUGCGCUCAACCGGAGCCCUGCACGCAGUUGCAGCUGUUGACGUUUGCUCUCUUCCUGCUCUGUGCAGUGCUAACCAGCAUACAAUACAUAUGGCGCUGGUCGCAGAACAUCAAACAGAGGAUAGAGGGAUAUUCAUUGGUCAAUCAGAACGCUGUCGAAACACCCUCAGCAAUGGCAGCCCUCGCCAAGCUUGGCAUGAUCAUGGCGUACUUCUAUCUGUGCGAUAGAACUAAUUUCUUUAUGAAAGAGAAUAAAUAUUAUUCAGAGUGGAGUUUUUGGUUGCCAGUCGGCUAUGUGUUUGCACUGGGGUUAUUUUUUACAGACGAGUCGAGGUCUAGUAGUCAUUCGAGAGUACUAAAUCGGGACCAAACCAAUGAAUGGAAGGGUUGGAUGCAGUUAGUGAUCCUGGUGUACCAAGUCACGGGCGCUAGUAAAGUACUCCCUAUUUACAUGCUAGUGAGGGCACUCGUGUCCUCCUACCUCUUCCUCACUGGUUAUGGACACUUCUAUUACACUUGGAAGACGGGGGACACUGGCCUGGUUCGCUACUUCAGAGUGAUAUUCAGAUUGAAUUUCCUAACAGUUGUGCUGUGUCUAACGAUGAAUAGGCCUUACCAGUUCUAUAGUUUUAUACCUUUGGUCUCCUUUUGGUAUACAUUGAUGUUCGUGAUCUUCGCUCUCCCACCACACAUAACCCCAUCUUCAAGUCACACGAUGGAAACGAAGCCGUACCAGUAUCUCUACAUAGCAAUCAAAGUGAUCGGUCUCCUCACCAUAGUGACGGUUCUGUACAUGAGCGAGGUUUUCUUCCAGAAGAUAUUCGUGACGAGGCCCUGGAAAGCUUUAUUCGUCAACGCAGACGAUGAUAUACACCAAUGGUGGCUCGAUUGGAAACAAGAUCGGUACUCGAUGACGUACGGCAUAAUGUUCGCGGCGGCGUACCUGGCGGCGCAGCGGCACGGCACGGCGGGCGCGGCGGGCGCGGCGCUGGGCGUGGCGGGCGCGGCGGGCGCGGCGCUGCGCGCGGCGGGCGCGGCGGUGGCGCUGGCCGCCUACGCCGCGCUCACGCUGCUGUGCGCCGACAGCUCGGCGUGCGACGAGAUCCACAGCUACGUGUCGUUCCUGCCCGUGGUGGGCUACGUGGCGCUGCGCAACGCGUCGGCCGGCCUGCGCGCGCGCAGCUCGGGCCUGUUCCGCUGGUUCGGCUCCGUCACGCUGGAGCUGUUCGCGUCGCAGUCGCACAUCUGGCUGGCGGCCGACACGCACGGCGUGCUGGUGCUCGUGCCGGGCGCGCCCGUGCUCAACCUCAUGCUCACGUCCUACGUGUUCGUGUUCGCCGCGCACGAGAUCCGCAAGCUGACCGGCGUCAUCCUGCCGUACGCGGUGCCGGACGACUGGCGGUUGGUGUUGAGGAACUUUGCGAUCUUCCUGGCGAUCCUGGUGCCGAUCGGUAUACACGACGGCAUGUUUUGAGAGGUGAACCUCGGAACGAUUCACUGACGUUUACAGAGUAUGUGCGGUAUGAAAGACGCGGCGCGGCAAUUAAGUUAUACUGAAGAAUGAUUCGAUGAUAUGGUUCGUGAAGUGAUAAUC